AUGCGGGAGGGAUGUUUAUGCGCGAGUCGAGCUUUGCUUUUACUGUACGGCGUCACUUUGUUUGUGAGGACACAACCGUUACCAGUGACAAUCGAUUAUCUUCAAUCUCGAGAAACUCCAUACGAUGACGAGAUAGAAGAAGACAUCGAAAAUAUGAAAUAUCGCCUUCUUCAAGAACUCGGAAUGGAUGAAACGCCUGAAGUUUCGGAGGUCAAUAUUUCCAAGAGUGAGAUGGACAGAGUGCUAGAAAUUUAUCACCAGAACAACAGAAUCUCAGAUUCAGAAGAAGUAUUGGAUGGAGAUGAUACUAUUCAACAAUUCUAUACCUUUAGAGAUCAAGUACCAUUACAGUCCCAAUUGAGUGGUGAUCAUUUGUGGAAAAGCAGUUCGCGAACGUUAUUAUUUACUUUAGAUUUUUCUGGCCUCAAAAGGAACAGCAGAAGGAGCAUGAACGUGGAUUCUGCUACGUUAAGCAUCUACAUGGCUCGUAGAGGGUUUCAUGAUGAAGGAAAUGAACGCUUUGACGUGGUGAGUGGGCAGCCAGAACGUGCAACUGUGUACAUCUAUCUACUUGAGGGAUCAGAUCAAGUAGAGAAUCCUGAGCGUUCUUUAGUUUCAGCCCAGAGUGUGGUACUGAACUCCAACAGAUGGGAAGUGUUCAAUGUAACGAAAGCUGUCAAAACCUGGGUAGCGGCUCCCACUCAAAACUAUGGGCUCCUUAUCGAGUGCGACACCCCCGACUUUACAUUUCUCUCUGUUAAUAAAUCCGACACCUUAUUAAGUGAUCAUCAGAGACCGGGAAACGUUUUCUAUCAGGAGCCUGGGAGAGCAACUUUGGACAUCCAAGUAUCAAUACGAACGACACGAGCGAAACGAUCGAUACACAAACAAAGAAGACAACGGAGAAAGUAUCCACUGGAUUGCACAACUGGACAGAAGACGAAACUUUGCUGUCGUUACUCUAUGACGAUUUCCUUCGAAGAGUUAAAGUGGCAUUGGAUCAUUCAGCCGAAACAGUUUGAAGCAUAUUUCUGCAAGGGAAAGUGUAAUCAAAACUAUAAAUAUUAUGUUAGUAGACAUGCGAGAAUUCAAAACCUGAUGCGGAGAAAAAAGGAUAAACGAAAAGAAAUACCGCGUCCUUGCUGUACCCCCCAAAAAAUGGAACCUCUACAAGUUGUGUAUUUUAAGAACAAGAGUGAAGUGGAUACAAAGAAGCUAAGGGGGAUGAUAGUCUCGCAGUGUGGUUGUGCGUAGUAUCGGAUUUAAACUAGGGAUUCGAUUAAGUCUUUUAUUAAUUGUUUUCUUAACAAUAAUCCAAAGAGUGCAGAUAGCCAUUAAACAGCAUCUGCCUUCAUUCAAGCUGAAAAUAAUGUGUUCUUCUAAACAAUAAGCAGAAGCUUCCACGUAAUGUUUGUACACAAUACGAUGAAGAGCCACGAUUAUGCUAAAAGUUAGGCCUUUAUGCAAGUACUGGUGAGAUUACUUAUUCAUUUGAAUAAAUAUCUAGGCAUAAAUAUAAAACAAAUGAGAUUCUUUUCCAGAGAAUUGAUUCAAUUAUAAAACAGGAUGUUUCUAUAGAAUUUAAUGAUGAAAGUACGCAAAUCUUGUGUUUUUGUUUCUAAAUUUAUACCUAAACGUUGAUAGUCAAAUCGAAGGUAUUUCAAAACAUUUAUUUGAUGAUAAUUUACGCGUGUAAUGAUUGUUUUCAUCAGUUAAUAACUAAUACUAUUAACCCAAAUAACCGAAAGAUAUUUCUAUAGUAUUAAUAUAAUAAUAGAACAGAAAGUAGAAAUUUAGAUUUAUUGAAAGUAACUUAUUUUUGAGAGCAACGGCACCCACACGACACCAGAGAGGACAUUUUUCUUUGAUUUUCCUGAAUUGACUCAGAUAAGUGAAUGAGUGAAAAACAGCAGAAUAUGGAUUUUGUAAAGACGUUGUUGAACUACAACAAAUAAAAACAUUUCAUUGUUUAUGUAGAUAGUACUAAAACAACUAUUUCAACCAAUAAGGACAUUUCAUUGUUUAUGUAGCUAGUACUAAAACAGCUAUUUCAACCAAUAAGGACAUUUCAUUAUUUAUGUAGCUAGUACUAAAACAACUAUUUCAACCAAUAAGGACAUUUCAUUGUUUAUGUAGCUAGUACUAAAACAGCUAUUUCAACCAAUAAGGACAUUUCAUUGUUUAUGUAGCUAGUACUAAAACAACUAUUUCAACCAAUAAGGACAUUUCAUUGUUUAUGUAGCUACUACUAAAACACCUAUUUCAACCAAUAAGGACAUUUCAUUGUUUAUGUAGCUACUACUAAAACAACUAUUUCAACCAACAAGGGCAUUUCAUUGUUUAUGUAGCUAGUACUAAAACAGCUAUUUCAACCAACAAGGACAUUUCAUUGCUAAUGUAGCUAGUACUAAAACAACUAUUUCAAUCAACAAGGGCAUUUCAUUGUUUAUGUAGCUAGUACUAAAACAGCUAUUUCAAGCAACAAGGACAUUUCAUUGUUUCUGUAACUUGUCUAAAAAUAGCUGUUUUAAACAACAAGGACAUUUCAUUGUUUAUUUAACUAGUACUAAAAGAACUAUUUCAUUCAACAAGGGUAUUGCAUGGUUUAUUAACUUGUCUGAAAACAACUA
This is a messenger RNA of Limulus polyphemus (Atlantic horseshoe crab), 2630 nucleotides long. Its product is annotated as growth/differentiation factor 8-like. Gene Ontology annotation, biological process: SMAD protein signal transduction; BMP signaling pathway. Gene Ontology annotation, molecular function: cytokine activity; growth factor activity. Lineage: Eukaryota; Metazoa; Arthropoda; Merostomata; Xiphosura; Limulidae. The transcript has 2 exons. The coding region runs from base 1 to 1254 and encodes 417 amino acids. Gene Ontology annotation, cellular component: extracellular region. The record is from RefSeq and is a predicted model, not a curated record.